UUGCGCGGGGUCCGAAGCCUUCCCAGCUUCCUUUGCGCGGCACCUGGUCACAAAAUGGCGGCCCGAGGGAGACGGGCGGAGCCUGCGGGCCGGGAGCCGUCGGGCCCCGCGGGCGGCGGCACUGGCGGAGGCGGCGGGAGCCGGUGGCCCGGGCCGGGUGGCGCCGGGGCCGAGUCCGGAGCGGGCUCGGGAGCCGGGGAAGAGGAGGAAGAUGCGGCGGCGGCGUCGGGCCCGGCCUCGGGGGGCGUGAACCUGUUCGCCAACGACGGCAGCUUCCUGGAGCUGUUCAAGCGGAAGAUGGAGGAGGAGGAGGAGCGGCGGCGGCAGCGGCAGCAGCAGCAGAGUCCGGAUGAACCGCCCGCGCCCCCAGGGGCCGCCGCCCCUGCCGCCGCCCCUGCUGGCGGCGGCGAGCCGAAGAAGAGGAGCGGGCCCGGCCCGGCGGCGCUCAGCUUCGUGGGCAAGCGGAGAGGCGGGAACAAGCUAGCCCUCAAGACAGGAAUAGUAGCCAAGAAGCAGAAGACGGAGGAUGAGGUUAUGACAAGUAAAGGAGACGCUUGGGCCAAGUACAUGGCGGAAGUGAAAAAAUACAAGGCACAUCAGUGCAGUGAUGAUGACAAAACCCGGCCCCUGGUGAAAUAACUCUUUCCGCCAAGGACUUUCUGCAUUGUACAUACUUAUUUAACGCAGCAAAAGAACAAUAGCAUUUUCACCAAGGACUCAAAACACAGAUGACAAACUUGUAGCUUUCUGGCGCCAGCGGAUGAUUCUUCAAGACUUUUUAUACCUUGAGCACUUGACUUCUGAGACUUAUUAGUAUGUGGUUUACUGUUUCUCUCGAUCUUUUUCCUCCCUAUUACCCUCCUUUCCAAUCCUUCAUCCACCCUUCCCUUUCUUCCUCAUCACUUCUGGGAAGUAAAGAACUCAACUAAAUAGUUGGAGGAUUUUUGUUUCUUCUUUUUUUUUUUUUAAUUAAAAAGACAGGUUAGGAAAUUGAGAAAUGACUUCUCCCUGAGUUGUACCCAAGUCCGGUGUUGGUGCUGCCAUCUUUUCUAGGGGUCUCUCUGAUUUGAUACGCUAAUGGUAUCUUUUGGGGAAAUCUUUGUCCUCGGGAUAUGGGAAGGGCUUGUCAGAAACAUCUCUUCUGGAGAUGGGGCCUAGUGGGUUUUGUUGGAGUUCUUAGUGGCUCCCCUUUUGUUUCAUCCUGUAAUAUAUUGGGCUCUGGUAGUGUGGGUGGUAGUGGCAGGUGGCACUGGACUUUGGAGCUCAAAGGAGUUUUGACAUGUUCCUCACUUUUUCUUUAGACUUCUCUCCUCUGCCCAAGGUUCCCCUGUGACAUUUGUCUGCCCUAGUCUUUUAUUUCUCCCUCCCUCCAGAUGUCCUUAUCUCCUUCUCUGGGACCCCUUUGAAUUCUUAUGACCUUUAAAGGGAGUUCCAACAUCAGAGACUUCUAUUGUAACUGGUUGGCCUGCUGUGAGGCCAGUAUCUGUGCCAACCCCUCACCUUCAGGGCAAGCAAGACUCUUCUAAAACUUAUUUUUUAAAAAAUAACUUGGUGUCCACGUGCCCUAAAUCCAAGUGUCCAUGUUUCCCUUUACCCUCAGCCCACAUCACACUUAAACCUCUGGCUUGUCCCAUUGCAUCCCCUUCACCAGUGUGAUGCUUUUGAGUAUGUAUUUUCCUCUGAAGGUUCUUGUCUAAGGCCAUGCUUCAGGGAUACCUCAAAUUUAACUUUCUGAUUUUUGCCUUUAUUGGAACUAUCCGCUUCAGCCUAUGUUUAGGUGCCUGGGGAAUUGUGGUGGGGCAAAUAUUUUCUGUGUGUUCUAUUGGGAAAAUGUUGAAGGGACAGUUCCUUUGACCCAGGGUGUCUCUUGCCCUUUGGCUAGGGAAAGUGAACCUGACUGGGAAGUGAAGACUGCCCUUUGCCUCUGAAUGAUGUUUCUCUAAUCCCAGUUUGAUGCCCUAGGUAGCUUUGGGAGCAAGUUUUGCCCCCAAAGGCUGGUUGGGGCUUUUGCUCCUUGUCCUUUUCCUUUUUCUUUCCUCAAAGGCCCCUUCUUCUCCCUCCCCUCUCCCAUAGCAUGGAUGGUGCUUGUCCCUGGACAGUGAGGUAAUGCUUCGGGAUGCAAGGGGUGGUAAGAGGUGUAAUAGGGGUGUAGUUCCUACUCUCCUGUGGUGCUGCUCUUCUUGUCUGAAUUUGGAGUAGCCACUGGUUACUUUUCCUUCUUCUGGCUCCCUUUCUCUACCCCCACACAUGUCCCUUUGUGUGGCUCCUUUUCCUUUCCCCAAGGAAUUAAUGUUUAAAAGUGCUGACUUUAAAUGAAAAUAAAAAAGUGACCUAA
This is a messenger RNA of Antechinus flavipes (yellow-footed antechinus), 2335 nucleotides long. It is a transcript of the gene TRIR, whose product is annotated as telomerase RNA component interacting RNase. The record is from RefSeq and is a predicted model, not a curated record. Bases 55 to 639 code for a protein of 194 amino acids. Gene Ontology annotation, molecular function: 3'-5' exonuclease activity; 5'-3' exonuclease activity. NCBI's taxonomy places the organism in Eukaryota, Metazoa, Chordata, Mammalia, Dasyuromorphia, Dasyuridae. The transcript is spliced from 3 exons.